Paramacrobiotus metropolitanus is the source of this 2728-nucleotide messenger RNA. RefSeq names its product ran-binding protein 9-like. Gene Ontology annotation, biological process: cell surface receptor signaling pathway; cytoskeleton organization. Bases 598 to 2400 code for a protein of 600 amino acids. Gene Ontology annotation, cellular component: cytoplasm. The transcript has 9 exons. The record is from RefSeq and is a predicted model, not a curated record. Gene Ontology annotation, molecular function: protein binding. NCBI's taxonomy places the organism in Eukaryota, Metazoa, Tardigrada, Eutardigrada, Parachela, Macrobiotidae.
AUUAUUUUGUUUUUUUGUAUGAUUAUUGAUGUGUGCACAAACCACCAAAGUGCAAAACGUUUGUCCUGCAUUCAUCUCAUUUCCUCGUGCUGAGCUGUUUGAACAUCAGCUGAUCCAACCGAUACCUCUCGAAUAUCGUUUCAGCAGUACGAUCCCUGUUAUAAUACUCUCGUUAUGCGUCUACAGACAAUGAAACACUGGGAAAUAACCUACCGCUUCAGUUUUUCCUCUCCUCUGCUUCGCGACUGUUUAUUUCCUUACGAGUUUGUUGAACCUGGGGUUGUGAGUGGUAGCGCCGAAGCCAGAGUGGUGCACCGUUUUUUACUUUGUUUUACACGAAUUUCUGAAUUGAAUUUGGACACUUUUUGUUUUAUUUUCCAAGGCUCGUUUUUUAGGAUUAAAAUUGUGAAUACUUUUUUAAUUUUUUUAGGUUUUACAUCAUCACUAAUUUUGAUUCGACCAGAUCUGGAAAGGUUCAUUUUUAUGAUGUAAGAGCGUAUUUCGGACUGCUGUGUCGUAUACACGGUUUUCGAUCUGAAUUUGCCAACUUCAGGUUAGGAACUAGGAAGAUUUUGUUUUUUCAUUAUCUUUGUAGUAAUGUACCCAACCGGGUCUUCCAUUCAGCCAGUUAGUAAUAGUAUGGAACAGCGCCUUGCCGAAAUGUAUCCCUGGGUGAACCAGCAGGAAACUCCGAUUCCUGUGGGUUGGAGUACCAAAGACAGGCACACGUACAUAACCAUCGUCGGAGCCAAUGGAUUACGGUUGCAGUACAAGGGUCCGGGAAAGUCACAAAAAGACGCUUCUGCUAUCCGCGCCACUCACCCGAUUCCCGCAUCCUGUGGCCUGUUUUAUUUCGAAGUGAAGGUGAUCAGCAAGGGCAAAGAAGGCUAUAUUGGCGUGGGUUUGUGUUUGGAAGAUGUUAAUCUCAAUCGUCUGCCCGGCUGGGAUAAAGGCUCUUUUGGUUAUCACGGCGAUGAUGGACACUCAUUCUGGAGCUCCGGUACGGGACGCUCGUACGGACCCACGUUCACUACCAAUGAUGUCAUUGGCUGCGGAGUGGAUUUGGUGAACAAUUCGUGCUUCUACACCAAGAACGGACUCAUGCUGGGAGUGGCCUUUGAAAACUUGCCAUCCAAUUUGUACCCUUGUGUUGGACUACAGUCGGUGGGAGAAAACGUGGAGACGAAUUUCGGUCAGACGGAAUUUAUGUUUGACUUGACGGAUCUGCGGAAGGAACUGAGAAAACAGUCUCGCGAUAUGAUCGCCAAAUACCAUCCUAAAUUGACACGUGGUGAAUGGGAACAGGCCAUGCAGAGGAUCGUUUCGGAUUAUCUGGUGCAUAACGGGUAUUAUUCCGCCGCUGAAUCCUUCGCCAAAUCUACCGGUAUCGAAAUUAAGGAACAGAUAACCUCCAUGUCGAACCGGCAGACUAUCCAAAAACUGAUUCUGGAUGGCAAGAUCAGUGAGGCCAUUGCCCUGACGCAGGAUCUCUAUCCCGGCCUGUUGGAAAAGAAUCCCAAUUUGCUCUUCCGAUUGAAAGUUCGCCAGUUUAUUGAAAUGGUUACCGGAUGCGAUCCGGGGCAUGCGUCUGAUUCGGUGACGUCCACCCACAGCAGUGGACUGUCUAAAUCCCUGCGGCACAGCCGGACACCCAGUCCCAAUCCCCGAGACAUCCAUCGGAAGCACGAUCACUCGAACGGAUCUGUCAAGGAAGAGCGACCCAAUGGCCUGGGGGUGGUGUACGAUAAUCUAAUGGAGACAGAGAUUGUUUCCGAAGAUGGAUCUUUGGACAAUGAUAUGGAUGUGGAUUGUUUGACGAGCAAUGGGGCAAGUGAUUACCAUGUGAAUGGUGCUACGCAAAGCAACGGUACGCCACAAGCCAUGGAUUUCGAAGACGAAGACGAGGAAAAUCGCGUUCCUGUGGGUAAUCCUAUUCUCCUUACCAGGAUCCUCACUUUCGGCAAGCAGCUGCAAGAAUUCUACACUGAUAUGCGAAUGGACCAAGGCAGAGACAGCGAAAACCAAAAAUUACUAUCGGAUGCGUUUAGCUUUAUCGCAUACGAAGACCCAUGGAAGUCACCUAAUCGUCAUAUGUUGGAACAGCUGCAGAGGGAACCGGUUUGUGCCGCACUGAACAGCGCCAUUUUAGGUGCUGAUCGGCAGUCAUCUCACCCUGCCUUGAAGAUUAUUGUUGCCCAUUUGAAACGCCUGUUCCCGCUGAUGGCCAAAAAGGGCAGCGGUGCUAUUGCCUUUACCAAUGUCUUUGAACUGCUGCGAUCUCUAGAAACCCCACAGCCGGCUCUGACAGGCAGCGGUUCCGGACCUUCCGGUCGAAGUUAUUCGAGUUAUGCGUCAGCUAGAUUGCUGCCCAUGUCGACUGAUGCCAACAUCACUCUAUGAGAAAAGCCGUGUAGAAUGGUUCUAGCAAGUUCUUGAUGGUUUUAUUACAUGUAUGAUCAUUAUCAGCCGGUUUAUUACACGACAAUUAGGCUCUGUAUCAUGGCGGUUAUGGUAGGUGUUUAAUGUCUGGAUACGGGAUUUCUUGUUUUUCUUUUUUAUUUUUGAUGGUUCUUUGUUUUUAAAUGCUUGUGGAUGUGAUUGUGGAGUAACACGGCUUGGAUCUGUUUUGUGGGUUGCUGGCAAGUGGCAACGGAUAUUGGAGUCAAUGGAGUGGAUGCAGAUCUUGCGGUUAUGAAUAAUAUGAAAAGCAUAAAUCAACAGAUGCCUG